This is a messenger RNA of Mercurialis annua (annual mercury), 3050 nucleotides long. RefSeq names its product eukaryotic translation initiation factor. Gene Ontology annotation, cellular component: eukaryotic translation initiation factor 4F complex. NCBI's taxonomy places the organism in Eukaryota, Viridiplantae, Streptophyta, Magnoliopsida, Malpighiales, Euphorbiaceae. Bases 262 to 2655 code for a protein of 797 amino acids. Gene Ontology annotation, molecular function: protein binding; translation initiation factor activity; mRNA binding. The transcript is spliced from 9 exons. The record is from RefSeq and is a predicted model, not a curated record.
CUUCUUCCUCCUCUUCUUUAAUUUUCUCUUCUCUGUUUCUCAAACAGAAGAGAGAGAAACUAAAGAAGCCUCUCUCUAAAAAUAACCUAUCUUUCAUUUAUCAAUCCCUGAAUUUAUCAAUAUUAAUUUUUGAUUAUAUUGAGACUAUUUAGUUUUCCUUAUAUCGAUUCAGCUUUGUUAUUCUAAAGCUGAAUCUAUUAGAAUUCUUUGUUUUCUUGGAUUUGGACGGCGGAGAUUCAAUCUUGUAAGAAAGAUCGAGGUAUGCAGCAAGGUGAUCAGACGGUGUUGAGCUUGAGACCUGGCGGUGGUCGAGGAAGCAGCAGUGGCAGCAGACUCUUUAAUCCACGCUUAUUAGACUCCUCUUCUAAUACUAAUAACAAUAAUAAUAAUUCAAUCUCUUUUGGCGAUUUCCGUUCUCAUGGCGCUGCUCCGUUGAAGACUGGAGACGCAAGGUUUGAGGUUCAUGAUAGAGUGCAGUACACCAGAGACCAGCUCUUGAAGAUCGGAGAGCUCUUGAAGAUUGAAGAGGCUGUUGUGAUCUCUGAUGAAAUUUUAAAAAUCAAACAAGAAUUUGAAGCUGAGCUUCUUGGCGAAGAUCAAAGCUGGAGUCGUGGGGAAAGCAAUCAACCAAAUCAGCCUCAGAAUCGCUAUUCAGAACCAGAUAAUCGUGACUGGCGCGGGCGUUCUGCCCAAUUGUCUCCUUAUGGAGAGGAGCGGUCCUGGGAUUCCCUCCGUGAAACCAGAGAAAACAGAGACCCCAGCGGGCGAUAUGACUCGAGACAGACAGAAUCCAACUCCCAAUUUUCAAGAGCCCAAAUAUCUCCCAGUCAAUCGGGGGGUCCUGCUCCAGCUUUAGUCAAGGCUGAGGUACCAUGGUCAGCUAGAAGGGGGAACCUUUCUGAGAAGGGCCGUGUCUUGAAGACUAUAAAAGGUAUACUGAACAAGCUUACACCUGAGAAGUUUGAUCUUCUUAGGGGUCAACUUAUUGACUCUGGUAUUACAUCAGCUGACAUCUUAAAGGGUGUGAUACAGCUUAUAUUUGAGAAGGCUGUUCUGGAGCCCACUUUUUGUCCCAUGUAUGCGCAGCUAUGUUCUGAUCUUAAUGAAAAGCUUCCCCCAUUCCCAGCAGAGGAACCAGGUGGGAAAGAGAUAACAUUCAAGCGAGUCCUUCUGAAUAAUUGUCAGGAGGCAUUUGAAGGUGCUGAUAAACUCAGGGAAGAAGUGUCGCAGAUGACAUCUCCAGAGCAGGAGCUCGAACGUAGGGAUAAGGAAAGAUUGGCCAAGAUUCGCACCCUUGGAAACAUUCGCUUGAUUGGAGAGCUUCUGAAGCAGAAGAUGGUUCCUGAGAAGAUUGUUCACCACAUUGUCAAGGAGCUUUUGGGAUCUGAUAACAAAGUUUGUCCCGCGGAAGAAAAUGUUGAAGCCAUAUGUCAGUUCUUCAACACUAUAGGGAAGCAGCUUGAUGAGAGUUUGAAGUCACAGCGUAUAAAUGAUAUGUACUUUAGUCGACUGAAGGAACUGUCAUCGAACCCUCAGCUAGCUCCUCGAUUAAGGUUCAUGAUUCGUGACGUUCUUGAAAUGCGUUCAAAUAAGUGGGUUCCUAGACGUGAAGAGGUUAAAGCCAAAACCAUCACUGAGAUACAUUCGGAGGCAGAAAAGAAUCUUGGAUUGCGUCCUGGUGCCGCUUCAAGUAUUAGAACUAGUAGAGGUGCUGCUUCAGGAGCUGCUGGCCCUGGGGGCUUUCCCAUCAACCGACCAGGCACAGGGGGUAUGAUGCCUGGCAUGCCAGGAAAUAGGAGGAUGCCUGGGAUGCCUGGAAUCGAUAAUGACAAUUGGGAAGUACCUAGGACCCGUUCAAUGCCGAGGGGUGACUCUUCAAGUACUAUGCAGACUACAGGACGCGUCCCAUCACCAGCAUUCAACAAGACAUCUUCUGUGAACACAAGACUGUUACCUCAAGGUACUGGUGGCUUCAUAGGUGGAAAAAGUAGUGCCCUUCUGCAGGGAAGUGCUAGUCCUUCUCGCCCAUCUAACAUCAGUUUGGCUACAGAGCCUCCUGCACAAGUCAUUGCACCUACUAAAACAGCACCUGCUCCUUAUAUACCACCAGUUACUGAGAAACCAGUUGUGUCAGCUGCAAGCUUUAAUCCUGAAGAACUUAAAAGAAAAACUGUUUCACUGUUGAAGGAAUAUUUCAAUGUCCGAAUGCUGGAUGAAGCAUUGCAGUGCGUGGAAGAACUGAAGUCUCCGGUGUAUUACCCUGAAGUUGUUAAGGAAGCCAUCUUCCUCGGUUUAGAGGAAAACCCACCCUGCGUUGAGCCAGUUGCCAAGCUGCUGGAGUAUUUACUUUCCCACAAGAUUUUCACAGCUAAAGACUUGGGGACUGGGUGCUUGCUCUAUGGCUCGAUGUUAGAUGAUAUUGGCAUUGAUCUGCCAAAAGCACCCAACAAUUUUGGUGAAAUAGUAGGGAAACUAAUUUUGGCUGGAGGAGUGGACUUUAAAGUGGUGAGAGAAGUCCUUAAGAAGAUGGAAGACGAUAUGUAUCAGAAAGCUGUAUUUGAUGCUGCAAUGAGGACUAUUAGCGAUAGCCCGAAUGCCCAAGUUGUAUUAGAAUCACAGGCGUCUGAUAUCGAGGCUUGCAAGAGUUUGCUUUAAUAAGCAAUGCAUUGGUCAGUAUUUCAGCAUCUGUAUUGAAUCCACAUGAACUUCUGUGCUUUCUAUGUUUUUUUUUCUUUCCAUGGAAUUAGAAUGCCCUGUCGAAAACCUUUUGAGGUGAGCAAAACUUGUAUUAUUUGAUAAGGUGGAACCGCCAAGAACAAGGUCAUUGUUUUCUGAGUCAUAUGUGUGUUAUUGAGCAAAGAAAUUAAAACCAUAAUGCCAUGAUUUUGUUCUCGAGCGUGGUUAAUUAUGUGCUUAGGUAGAAGAGCGGCCCUUUGAAGGGAUCCGGCUGUUUUGUAUUUGUUUAGUUUUGAUCGACUUUUUUGAGUAAUUUAUAGUUUAUUGUUGAAACUUGUUGAUUCUGCUUAUGAAUCCUACAUUUUUUUCUUUAA